AUGUUUGGAAAUUUAAUUGUUUUGGUUGUUGAUAUUUUAUGGGUACCUCUUAAAAUGUUUAAUUUGAUUAAUCUCCCUUACAUAAUUGAAGAUCGUGUUGGGCAGGUUAUAUUAAUAGGUUGGUAUUGUGCAGAAUUUAGUCAUCUUCUACUUAGUUUAAAUAGAUUCUUUGCUAUUACAGCACCGUUAGCUUAUCAAAAAAUUUUUUCAACAAAAAAUACAGUAUAUCUUACAUAUUUAAAUGUAAUAUUAAGUUGUUGUAUGAUUAUUCCAUACUCAUUUCAUAACAUCUGUACCUUUUAUUUUGACAAAUAUUUUUGGGUCUAUCUUGAAACAACAUUAUGUAAUAUAUUUUCAAAAAUUCAAGAUUUUGGUCUUGGUAUAAUUAUGGGAUUAUUGGUUCUUUCAAUUGAUGUAAUAACUUUUACAAUAUAUUUAUGUAAAAAAGAACGAAAAAAAAGUGGAAUUACAAAAAAUAAUAUUGAUAUAAGACAAAUUAGAAUAUUUUUUCAAACUGUUCUAGCAAAUAUAAGUCUUAUAGCAUGUUGUACACAAUUUCAUAUCAUUGCCCCAUACUAUGUUGGUACAGGUUCAAUGGAAUUUGUUCUAACAACAUUUCAAUGGAUGGAGUAUCAUUCAUUAAGUGGAUUUAUUUUAGGAAUAUGUUAUAGAGAUUUAUACUUACAUUUAAAAAAAAUUUUUUUGAGACCAAAAAUUGUACCAACUAAAGUUAAGAUAUUUGUUAAUGCUGUUACUGUUGCUACAGACUCAAAUGAAAAAAAAUAA
Messenger RNA from Strongyloides ratti, 786 nucleotides. Its product is annotated as 7TM GPCR, serpentine receptor class x (Srx) family-containing protein. The record is from RefSeq and is a predicted model, not a curated record. The transcript has a single exon. The coding region runs from base 1 to 786 and encodes 261 amino acids. NCBI's taxonomy places the organism in Eukaryota, Metazoa, Nematoda, Chromadorea, Rhabditida, Strongyloididae.